Molecule: messenger RNA, 1346 nt
Organism: Ooceraea biroi (clonal raider ant)
Lineage: Eukaryota; Metazoa; Arthropoda; Insecta; Hymenoptera; Formicidae
Product: ribokinase
Biological process (GO): D-ribose metabolic process
Cellular component (GO): cytosol
Molecular function (GO): ribokinase activity
Source: RefSeq, a predicted model, not a curated record
CUGUUUUUCUUUUCGCGUCUAGCACUCUAGCGUCUAGCAGAAAAAGGGUGAUUGGUGGUGUUCGACUCCGAAUCGUUCGUUGCAAAUGUUUUGUACACUGUUAUUUAUUACACGUAUUCGUUCUAGCGCAAGUUCGUGUUUAUCGAUGCAAAAGUACUGCUCCAGUUUACAUUCUUGAUACCGUUUGGAGUAUUUGGAUAUCAAUUACUCAGCGAUAUUGUAUAUACACACACAAAGUGCAAGUUUUAUCGAAACUGUAUAUAUAGACGAACUGUGUAAUAUGGCACCAAAAAUCGUUGUUGUCGGUUCCUGUAUGAUUGAUUUUACUUGUUUCUCUCCACGCUUGCCUAAACCUGGUGAAACGAUCAUUGGAACCAGGUUUGAAAAGAAGUACGGAGGUAAAGGCGCUAAUCAGUGCAUAGCAGCUGCCAAACUCGGUGGAUCCACCGCGCUCGUUGCUUCAUUGGGUCACGACGUGUUCGCCAAAGAGUAUCUGGAAAUUUUUAAAAAGGAACACGUAGACGCGUCUCACGUUAAGAUACAAAACGACAAGCACAGCGGCAUUGCUCACAUUACUGUUGCUGAAGACGGAGAGAAUAGUAUCGUAAUUGUACUGGGCGCAAAUGAAUCGUUAAGUCCGGGGGACGUGGAUUCUGCCAUUGAUAUCAUUAGGAGCGCUGAUGUUUUACUAUGCCAGUUUGAGGUUCCGUCGAAAACUACGCUACACGCGUUGAAGUUGUACCGAGGCCACGGUUUUUCCAUCGUCAAUGGAGCGCCCGCAAUGAAAGAGGUCGAUGAAGAAAUCUUGAAACAGUGCGACAUUUUCUGCGUCAAUGAGACGGAGGCGGAAAUUAUGACGGGCAUUCAGCCCGUAGACUUGUCGAAUGUACAGCAAGUCGCGGACAAACUCCUAGCCAAGGGAUGCAACGCGCUUAUACUUACCCUCGGGCCGCUGGGCGCUGUGUACGCGUCGAAAGCGAGUAGAAACAUUACGCAUGUUCCUACUACCGAGGUCCACCCCAUGGACACUACCGGCGCCGGUGAUGCAUUUUUGGGUGCACUGGCGUAUUUCAAGGCAUAUCACCCGCAGCUAUCGAUGGACGAGUGCAUCAAGAGAGCUUGCGUGGUCGCCACUCAAUCCGUCCUUAAAUUCGGCACGCACGCAAGUUUUCCAACGAGAAGCGAUCUCCCAGCGGAUCUGUUUGUAUGAGCCAGAAACGUGGUCAAAGUUUCAAUACGUUAGCCGUUUACCUGCUGUAUCGUAUCUCCGAAAUCAGCUUUGUAGGAGACUUUGUUACACUGAACAGUUUUAAAAUAAAGAUCGAUCGAUGUAUUCCAGACCAAGA